AGAAAUAAAACACACUCCCACAUUUCCACUGCUAAUUUCUUGUCACAUGUGGCUAAACAAUAAUAUAGCGGACUGGAUCGGAAGUAUGAGCCCAAUCAGAUUUGUAUAUCCAUUUUACUGGUGGGCUUUGAAGACCCAAAAACAAUAAAUAAAAUAUUUCUCCACUAAGUCCGUCUCCUAACCUAAAACCCUAGCUAUAUAUACGGAAAUCAUACCUUCCCAACCUCAGUUCAUUUCUGUGCGAUUGCUGUAUUCAGAUCCGGCGUUCUCUCCAAGUACUCUCACUUUCCCUUACCUUUGUGGUUUUCUUGCCUUUAUUCUUCAAAUUUGCGAUUAUUAUUGUUGAAAUUUGAUAUUUUGCAGAGAAAAAGAAGCAGAAAUGAAGGUGAUUGCUGCUUAUUUGCUCGCCGUUUUGGGAGGUAAUCCCAGCCCUUCCGCUGCGGAUAUCAAGAAUAUCUUGGGUUCCGUUGGAGCUGAAGCUGAGGAUGACAAGAUUGAUCUCCUCCUAUCCCAAGUAGAGGGCAAGGAUAUAACUGAACUUAUCGCAUCUGGUCGUGAAAAGUUAGCAUCAGUCCCAUCUGGUGGUGGUGUUGCAGUUGCUGCAGUUGCUGCUAGCGGUGGUGCUGCUGCUCCUGCCGCUGCUGCAGAAUCCAAGAAGGAGGAAAAGGUUGAAGAGAAAGAGGAGUCUGAUGAUGUAAGUGAAUUUCUCCUUGAUAUUUUCAAGUAUGUUUUUUCUUUAUAAUUUUCGUGCCCUGAACUAAGUUGGGACUUCUUUGUUGUACAACUUGUUAUACUGUGUCUCAAAUCAAUUCACACUUGUAACUUGGAAUCUGAUGCAUGGUUUUGUAUUCUUUUUUAUCAUUAUAUGUCAUACUUGCUAUCUUCAGUCAAUAUGUAAAUUCUUUGAUUUGGUUAUUAUGGCUCCUCUGCCUCGUUUCUAUCAUCGCUUAGCUAGUAGCUACCUUUGAUGCUGUUGAAUGAUUGAGUACUUCUUGUCUUUCUAAAUUCAUUUUUUAACUUGUUCAUUGUUCCAAUUCAUUGCAGGAUAUGGGAUUCAGUCUCUUCGACUAAGGGUGGACUGCUUUUCUUGGAAAUCUCCGUUUUAGUUUAAUUGUAAGCUUAAAAUUGGUGUCCCAGUUGGCUUUGAGGAUAAUGUCAGUUUUUGUAGCUCUUAAGGUUAUGAACUAAAGUCACGAACAUAUCUUAUAUGUUGGCUACUUUUGUUUAAAUAGAGUAUGACCUUGUUUCUUGAAGUGGUAAUUCUGCUAGUCAUCGAAUUUCUUAAGCUGCACCUGUUAUCUGUUUGCAUUAUUUGCAAGAUGAUGUUGUCUAUAUCUGAGACAUCCUGGAUUUAAAUUUAAGCGGUUUGUAUAUCGGAACACCGAGUUUGGCUGUUAAGUAACUUGGAAUAUGUGGCUCUUUACUCCGCAUUAAAGAGAUUGCACCUUCCAAUCCCUAGGGCAAUAGAAUGUAGAAUUAUGGUGAAUAGUGGUGUACUCCACAUCUGACAGAUUUAGCGCUAAAAGAAUAUGAAUCUAGGAAGCCCAUAUUAUAUAGGACUUGAAUUUUGGUAAUGUGUCUGCAGUCAAUAAUGUGCGAUGAAUGAUAUAAUUUUUUUUAAUAUGCUCCUUCUGU
Molecule: messenger RNA, 1635 nt
Organism: Oldenlandia corymbosa var. corymbosa
Lineage: Eukaryota; Viridiplantae; Streptophyta; Magnoliopsida; Gentianales; Rubiaceae
Source: the annotation of a GenBank genome assembly